GCGAGGUUUGCGUAGCCGGAGCGGCAGGGCCGUCGACUCGCUUCCUCUUUCUCUAGACUCUAGUACAACCGCAACCUUUCCAAGGCCCUUGAUGUUCUGCUCAUGGCGCAGAAUUAACGCCUCUCCCUUCAAACAUCUUGCAAGCCGCUCACUGUCACAAAGACCGAGAUAUGUUCGCUUUGAAAUCAACCCAACACCAUCAGGACCGGGCGGAAAUGGCAAACGCCCCAAAGGAUUCUUCGGGUCAAGAACAUGGCCGAUGAAAGUAGGAGCUGGACUUAUUGGAGCAGGUGCAGUAUACUAUGUUACACAGUGCGUGUUUGUGUCUUUUUUUUUGGUUGAGCUCUGUAUGAUUCGUCCAGUUUAGAACAAGUCCCAGAAACAGGCAGAUGGCGAUUUAUCAAUGUUGGUCCCACUGUAGAAGCCAAGAUGGGUGACUUGACGAGACAGCAAACAUAUCAGGAAUACCAAGGCCAAAUUGUUCCUCCACAUCAUCCCGUUUCGAUACAUGUUCGACGCGUCGUUUCUCAAAUUCUGGCUGCUUCCAACCUCGGUGUUGUGAAAGGACACACUCCAGUUGUGCAAUCCCCGAUAGACAAUGUGUGGAACCCUGAUGCAACGUCCGAAUACACACGAUCGGAUGCUACUCUUGGUGACCAACGAGAAUGGGACGUGGUUGUAGUAAAUGACCAAAAGAUGAUCAACGCAGCAGCUUUACCGGGGACGGUCAUUGUGUUCACUGGUAUAUUACCAGUUUGCAGAGACGAACGAGGAUUGGCAGCUGUCCUUUCGCAUGAAAUAGCACACGUCGUUGCUCGACAUUCAGCUGAACGCCUAUCAUCCCAAGCAGUCGCUAUUGCAUUCAUGAUUGUUCUCGCCGCGUUUGGGCUUGACUUGGGCAUUUCAUCGUUGAUUCAUUCGCUGUUGUUGGAUCUUCCAAACUCGAGAACGCAAGAGCGUGAAGCUGAUAUCAUAGGCAUACGUCUCAUGGCAAAGGCGUGUUACGAUCCUAAAGGCGCACCGGAGAUGUUCUCUAGGCUAGCGCAACUAGAAUCUGGGCGUAGGGCGCCUCAAUUCAUGACCACACAUCCCACCUCCGAGAGCCGCGUCAAGUAUCUGGAGCAGAUACUACCGGAAGCAUAUAAUAUCCUGGCUGCCAAUCCCAAUUGUGCAAGGAUCCAAGAUGAAGCGACAGCAUUCCGUGAUAUGGCCCGGAUGAGAAGCCCGGGGAGACCCAGGGACGAUGACGAGGAGGUUUGGUGACCUAAUGUUCGGCGAGAUGAUGUGCUUUCGUAUUUCACUUCUUCGCCACUUCAGUGUUCAUCUUAUCAUCUGUGGUAUACGCAGCAAUAUUCAAUCGAGGACCCACUAAUGUCCUCUCAUGGGAUGCCCAUCUUUUGGGGGCAAGAGUCAACAUGCGAGACCGGCCCAUGCGUAUUAUCCAC
Messenger RNA from Marasmius oreades (fairy-ring Marasmius), 1445 nucleotides. RefSeq lists its product as uncharacterized. Gene Ontology annotation, molecular function: metalloendopeptidase activity. Bases 430 to 1263 code for a protein of 277 amino acids. The transcript has 8 exons. Gene Ontology annotation, cellular component: mitochondrial inner membrane. Lineage: Eukaryota; Fungi; Basidiomycota; Agaricomycetes; Agaricales; Marasmiaceae. The record is from RefSeq and is a predicted model, not a curated record. Gene Ontology annotation, biological process: mitochondrial protein processing; protein quality control for misfolded or incompletely synthesized proteins.